Messenger RNA from Dovyalis caffra, 366 nucleotides. The record is from the annotation of a GenBank genome assembly. Lineage: Eukaryota; Viridiplantae; Streptophyta; Magnoliopsida; Malpighiales; Salicaceae.
AUGAGGCUACGCGCCGCCCCUUUGCUUGGAUUACUCGUUGCUAACGGGGUGGGCUCGGUUGUGCUCGCUAGUCAUGCUAGCGUUACAUCGGAGGCUACUCGGAUUGACCUUAUGCUCGCUGCUCGGACGGAUAAGGGUAAGGUAGUUGAGGAAGGUCCUUCCAUUUUGGAGCUUUGCUCGAGGCGGGAUGACCACAUGGCUACUGCCGGUGCACUAUUAAUAAGCCUCGAUGGCCCGGCCGAGCCUAAGGAUAGGGAGGCGGGCCUUCAUCGCCGAGAUGGCUUGCGAGGCUCAACACCGGUUGAAGAGGAUUCGGGUGCCAAUGCGGUGGCUCGGUCGGAUUUGGCGGUUUCGGUUCGUCCGUAA